Fusarium fujikuroi IMI 58289 is the source of this 1818-nucleotide messenger RNA. Its product is annotated as probable phenol 2-monooxygenase. Gene Ontology annotation, molecular function: FAD binding. The record is from RefSeq and is a predicted model, not a curated record. NCBI's taxonomy places the organism in Eukaryota, Fungi, Ascomycota, Sordariomycetes, Hypocreales, Nectriaceae. The transcript has 5 exons. The coding region runs from base 1 to 1818 and encodes 605 amino acids.
AUGCACGAUAAGUACGACGUGGUUAUCAUCGGGGCCGGUCCCGCUGGUCUCACCGCAGCAGCUUGGAUGUCCAUCUCGGGUAUCAAGGCCCUCCUCGUCGACAAAAAUUCUUCACCUCCAAAGUCGGGGCAUGCAGAUGGCAUCGAAUGUCGAACUUUUGAAGUGCUUGAAACGUUUGGUCUAGUGGAUGCUGCGUGGAAGGAGUCAAACAAGACUGUUGAGAUAGCAUACUGGAACGACCAAGGUGGUUCAAUUUGUCGAGUAUUCACACGGCCGAAUAUGAUCAAUGGGGGUGAAUACCAUUCAUCGUAUGCUGAGUCAACGUUAGCCCAGCGUCGUGUUCAACAACUGUUUCUGGACUUUAUCGAAUCUCACAAAAAUGUCACCGUCCUGAGACCUUACGAGCCACAUAGCUUGAAAUUUAUCACCAGGGGAGGUAGUCCAGUGGAUGACUAUCCGAUGCAAUUGGAGAUAGCUCGCUGUGGCGGUAAAUCCUCCAACAAGGACGAGGGACAUGAGCCAAUGCAAGGCCCACUGAACGUUAUCCAAGCUCGCUACUUGCUUGGUUGCGAUGGGUCCCAUAGCUGGGUCCGCAAACAAUGCGAUUUGAAGCUCGAAGGCGAAAGUGCGAACGAGCAUUGGGGAGUGAUCGACUGCAUCCCCAUUACCAAUUUUCCUGACGUCAGAAAACGAUGCGUCAUACACUCUGCCUCGGGAAGUGCCAUGCUGAUACCUCGAGAGCGCCGUAUGGUCAGGUUUUAUGUUCAAUUAUCCUCAUCUUCCCGAGCACUAGACCAGAAGAAACAGACCAGCAUUAUCAUAGACAAGGUUACUGAAAUUCUUAAACCUCUUGUUUUCCUUGUUACGUCCUUCAAAGCUGAUGUGACGCAUGUCGGGCAACGACUUUGUCGGCAAUACUCUUUCCGAGAUCGCGUCUUUCUUGCUGGCGAUGCAGUUCAUACGCACACACCAAAAGCCGGAAAAGGUAUGAACACAAGUAUGCAGGAUGCUUUCAAUAUCGGAUGGAAGAUCUCUUCUGUAGUGCUCGGGUCUGCAACGCCUGCUAUUCUUGAGACAUAUCAGCAAGAAAGGCUACCUGUGGGACAAGCACUUCUUGAUUUCGACAAAAGGAUUUACAGAAUGGUGUCCCUCAAGCCAGAUGAUCAAGAUUUCGAAGCCAUGAAGCAAACAAUCCAAGAAGAAAACUCGUCUGCUUCGGGCCUGGGGGUCAUCUAUCGACCAAAUCUUCUCGUGCAUGAGACUCAGAUUCAUGAUCUAGAUUCCGAUCAGGCUCUAAGAGCAGGUUCCAGGCUCCCAGAUAUGAUGGUCUUGAAUCACAGUGAUGGCCGCCCAUGGCGCAUGCACGAGAUUCUAAACAAAGCUGGUCGAUGGAAUUUACUCAUUUUUGGCGGAAAUGUGUCCAAAAAGUGUCAGAUGGGCCGUGUCCAUAAGAUUGCGGAGAGCCUAUCUCGAUCUAGCUCUCUUGUGGGGAAGAUCAAUCGAGCAUCGAGAGGCUGCGGUUUCUCCAGCAUCGAGCUCACUCUCAUCCACUGCGCAUCGCGUGACAUUGUUGAGUUGGAUGAUCUUCCGAGGAUCUUCACGCCGAGUCAGGGUCCAAUGGGAAUUGACUAUACGAAGAUAUUUGUGGACACGGCAUCUCACACUGGAGUUGGUGGUAUGGUGUAUCGGGACUUGGCCAUCCCCAAAACGGGCUGCAUCAUGUUGAUCCGACCGGAUCAGCACGUUGCCUUUCGUGGUGGGCUGGAAAGUGUCUCAGAGAUGGACCACUUUCUGGCAAAAUUCUGGCUUUGUAACUAG